This is a messenger RNA of Pseudomassariella vexata, 1334 nucleotides long. RefSeq lists its product as uncharacterized. The record is from RefSeq and is a predicted model, not a curated record. Lineage: Eukaryota; Fungi; Ascomycota; Sordariomycetes; Amphisphaeriales; Pseudomassariaceae. The coding region runs from base 370 to 1002 and encodes 210 amino acids. The transcript has 3 exons. Gene Ontology annotation, molecular function: protein binding.
GCCCCGAUGUCUACCACUCCAAAGUAUGGGCUCGCCCCGAGUUGACUCCAAAUUGACGUUCCCGGCGUUAAGCUGGCUGAGCUGGGAUUGGAUAUCACUGCCACCUCCUUGCACGGCUGCUGAAGGCACAAGCAAUUGUUCGGUCUCCAAACAAAUAACUAGCCCUAGACGCAAAACAUACGAAGUACUCACCACGGUUAUUUGCGAUUUCGACUCUCUAUCUCACCCAGCGGAUCAUUGUGUUACUUUGACGUACGAUAAUUUGAAGCUUGGUUGGUCGCGGGGUGAUCCACGGACCUUUUCACAGGCGUCACACAGGCGUCGUCACCUCUUCAUCGUUUCAUAACUUGAAGGUUACGUGACUUCAAGAUGGCGGCAGAGCACGACGGAGCGACAAUCCAACAGCGACUCCUCGGAGCCUGCCAACGCGACAAUGUUGACGACCUCCAAGAGAUCAUUGACGGGUGCAAAGGCGACGAGGCCAAGAUCUCAGAUCUUAUGAAUAACACCGUAAGUCCCAUGGGGGACUAUCUCUACCACGUGGCCGCGAAACACGGAAGCCACUGGGUCAUCAAUCUCCUCCUGGACCAACCCGAUUUCGAAUGCGACCCCAUCAACCGCCGAGAAGGCGACACACCCCUUCACUGCGCCGUGCGCUGGGCCAAUGACAACCCGACCAAGCGCCAGGACGCCCUCGCCCUGAUCGAUAUGAUGCUGGAAGCCGGCUCGGACACGCGCGUCAAGAACAAGGCGAAACUGACUGCGAUCCAGCUAGUGGACCCCUCGAAUAAGCAGCUCAAGGAUCUGAUACAGGAGGCCGAACAGGCCAACUUGAACGCAGCCGAUUUGGUGGAUACGAACGAUGUCAAGGGCAACAACAGCGCUUUUAUAGACAUCCCGCAGCAAGACGACGAGUCGGAUGAGGAUGCGGAGUUCAGCGGCAGUGAUGAUGAGGAACGGGCCGAGUGGGAGCGUAGGAGAAAGGCACGUCAAGGACGGUAGAGGUGUAGUUGAUGACGGAGAACUGAAGUCUGCAAUCGUCCGGUGGCUACCAGUGCCGCGGAGCGUGAUAAAGGCGCAUGGCCGGAUCGUUAUGAGUUUUACGAGGCAUAUUUUCGUGGUUGGGUAGUAGAUACAGAGAGAUAAAGGCCAAUCAUCGGUAUCUGGCAUUCGCAGUCUGGACUGGCUUGCGCUCAAGUAAGUCGGGCUCAGCAAGACUUGCAAUGGAUAUACUUUAAGGUACAGCUCACGCUGAAUUGAGCUAAAGUUACAUUUCCCCAUGGGUUGGGACAUCUCGUCUUGAAUGCCGAAUGAUUACAGAUUCUAUUUGAUUU